GAUCUGCCAAGAACCUACUCCCCCUGACUUUGUUGGCAUUCUCAUUGGAAUCUCAGAAAGACAGUCCUAUAAAAAAGCUCUGUAUCAUUUCUGCUUCACCCUCUUCACUUUGCCUUCCCCGCCUCCUCCGUCUCACUCCGAUAUCUCUCUCUCCCUCCUUUGUAUUCAUGGCUUCCAUGGCUACUGCCUCUACUUCCCUGCAGGCUCGUCCUCGCCAAAUGGCAACUGCGGUUAGAUGUUUUAGCCAGGGAAGCAGAAACAAUCUUUCUUUUACGCUUCGCCAGCUUCCUACCCGCUUGAGCGUUUCUUGCGCUGCAAAACCUGAGACAGUGGACAAAGUGUGUGAAGUCGUCAAAAAGCAACUCUCACUUAAAGCCGGCGACGAAGUUACGGCUGCCACCAAAUUUGCUGCACUUGGUGCUGAUUCUCUUGAUACGGUGGAGAUUGUGAUGGGCCUGGAGGAAGCGUUUGAUAUUGAAAUGGCGGAGGAUAAAGCACAGAAUAUUGCGACAGUCGAGGAAGCAGCUGAGCUCAUUGAGGAGAUCUUGAAGGAAAAAGCUUAAGUCCAAUAUCAUUUAUUACAGAACCAACAAUGGAAACACUAAGCCCAAAACCACUUAUCUUGUUAUUGUUUGGUUAGGUAGAGACCACAUCUGUCUGUUGAGAUUUAUGUUCGUUUGGGCAAAAAUUAUUACAAGGCUUGUAUUUGACUUUUUUCAUCUUUUUUUUUUUUUUAAACUUGGCUUCUUUUUUUUUCA
Molecule: messenger RNA, 758 nt
Organism: Raphanus sativus (radish)
Lineage: Eukaryota; Viridiplantae; Streptophyta; Magnoliopsida; Brassicales; Brassicaceae
Product: acyl carrier protein 3, chloroplastic
Exons: 4
Coding region: 168-563 (131 amino acids)
Biological process (GO): fatty acid biosynthetic process
Molecular function (GO): acyl carrier activity; phosphopantetheine binding
Source: RefSeq, a predicted model, not a curated record